Messenger RNA from Babesia bigemina, 1584 nucleotides. RefSeq names its product GMP synthase, putative. Bases 1 to 1584 code for a protein of 527 amino acids. The transcript has a single exon. Gene Ontology annotation, biological process: GMP biosynthetic process. NCBI's taxonomy places the organism in Eukaryota, Apicomplexa, Aconoidasida, Piroplasmida, Babesiidae. The record is from RefSeq and is a predicted model, not a curated record. Gene Ontology annotation, cellular component: cytosol. Gene Ontology annotation, molecular function: ATP binding; GMP synthase (glutamine-hydrolyzing) activity; GMP synthase activity.
AUGGAACUUCAAAAGGAUUUCAUUUUCAUAUUCGACCUGGGAUGCCACCAGUCUGGUUCCAUGGUCCGCUUCCUCCGCGGGCUGGGAAUCACCUGCGAGCUCUUCCCCAUUGAAAAGGCCAUAGAAACCCUUUCCGCACGCUUGCCUGGAGGUGUCAUACUCAGCGGAGGCUCAGAAAGUGUCAGCGACCCCGAAUCCUUGAAGGUCGAUGCCCAAAUUAUUGAGCUGUGUGUUGCCAAAAAGGUCCCCGUCAUCGCCCUGGCGCAUGCCAUGUACGCGAUGUGCGUUGCCCUCGGAGGUAACGUACGCCAUCUGGGACCCCAGGAGACUGAGUACAAGCGGGAGAAGGUCACUGUAGACGCCAGUGUAGACAGCAUCCUGGCGGGCAGCAACGGCUUCGUAGCGCACGGCUGCCACCUUGACGAAAUCGAGGCUGUUCCAUCUGGUUUCAGCGUCUCGAUGAAGGACGGAGAGGGACAGAUCGCUGGUCUGUUCAACCCCGCCACCGGUGUCAGGGGUUUCUGCUUCCACCCUCAGGACGUUGAGGGCAACGAAGCCAGCCACAUCAUGGAGAAGUUCUGCUACGAUGUCUGCAGGUGCGCUAAGACCUGGGACAUGGAGCGCUAUCACGAGCAAACUAAGAAGGAUGUUAUCAAACAGUGCGGUGGUGACAAGUUCGUUGUUGCUGGACUCUCCGGUGGUGUUGACAGCACUGUGUGCGCAGCCAUUGUCCACGAGGCCAUCCGCGAGAGGUUCCACGGUAUCAUGAUCAACACCGGUUUGAUGAGGUACCAGGAGACUCAAAAGUGCUACGACAGGCUGAAGGCUGAGAUCCCUGGCAUCCAGCUCACCAUCCGUGACUCGUCGUCCGUGUUCUUCAGGGAGCUCAAGGGCGUAGUUGACCCCGAGCAGAAACGUAAGGUUAUUGGCAGAGUGUACAUCGAGGAGUUCGAGAGGGCCAUGAACGAACUCGGCUUCAACCACAACAACUGCCUCCUGCUGCAGGGAACCAUCUACCCCGAUAUCCUUGAAUCCGAACUUAACAGGAGGAGCAAGUUGCCCGUUAAAUCACACCACAACGUUGGCGGUCUUCCCGAAAACCUGAAAUUCGAACUCAUCGAGCCCGUGCGUUUGCUCUUUAAGCAAGAAGUCAGGGAUCUCGGUAAGCUCCUCGGCCUCUCAGAGGCUACCUUCAAGAGGCACCCCUUCCCUGGACCAGGUCUUGGUGCACGUGUUCUCGGCGAAUUGGUCCCGGAGCACGUCGAGAUUGCCAGGCAAGCCGACAGGUACAUGUUUGAGGAACUUGAGGCCAGGGGACUCGUCGACAAGGUGUCGCAGUGCGCAUGUGUCCUUCUCCCCAACACCCGUUGCACUGGUCUGAGGAACUCUGCCAGGGUCUACGGAAUGGUCGUUGUUGUCCGCAUCAUCAUGACUGUCGACUUCGUCACUGCGCAGUUCGCCAGGCACAUCGACAUGGAAUGCCUCGCUGCCAUCUCACGCAGAAUCACUGACAACAUCCCGCAAGUCAGCAGGGUGUGCUACGACAUUACCGACAAGCCCCCAGCCACGAUUGAGUGGGAGUAA